CGCAAAGGGUUGUCUUUGUUUGCGAUAAAGAAGGGUCUCGCCGCCAACAGCGUCGAUGUGGACAAGUACGGCCACCUGAUCAGGAUGUGCAUCAAGAGGAGAUUAGUAAACGGUUUACUGGUCCAGAACAAGGGCUCCUUCAAGACCGGCAAGGGAGAAGCGGCCGUGAAAUCAGUAAAGAAAGCGAAGAUUUCAGCAGCCAAGCCAUCCAAGAGCAAGAAACCGACGGCCAAGAAACCCCCGACCAAGAAAUCACUGGCAAAAAAACCUACCCCCAAGAAACCAGCGGCCAAGAAAGUUGGGGUCAAAAAACCAGCGGUCAAGAAAGUUGGGGUCAAGAAAGCAGUGGUCAAGAAAGUUGGGGUCAAGAAACCAGCGGCUAAAGUAACGGCGGCGAAGAAAGCAUCGCCCAAGAAGGCGGCGACGAAAACCCCCCAAAAGGCAGCAAAGAAGCCGGUAAAACGCCAGGUGAAGGCGAAAUCCAAGAAGGCAGCGACCAAAAAGUGAAAUAAAAA
Molecule: messenger RNA, 515 nt
Organism: Leucoraja erinaceus (little skate)
Lineage: Eukaryota; Metazoa; Chordata; Chondrichthyes; Rajiformes; Rajidae
Product: late histone H1-like
Exons: 1
Biological process (GO): nucleosome assembly
Cellular component (GO): nucleosome
Molecular function (GO): DNA binding
Source: RefSeq, a predicted model, not a curated record